AAACACUUAGUGUCCGAUAAUAAGAGCAUCCGCAGACAGCAGACUCUCCACGAGCCUUUGUCACUAAAAACAAAGCGCCAGAGAGACUUUGCGUGAGGCUCCACGCAGUUUCUAUGAUGUCAAACACCCUGCAGAGGCGGAGAUGGUUCGGUCUGUAGUAGGUGGGACUGGAGCGGUCUGCAGCAGGACGUCGUAGAUCAAUGAACCGGACCGAGGCUCGCUCCAUCUGACGGGUAGAUGAUCAGGUACCUGAGCAGGACCGAGGCUCCUUUUUUACUCUAAUAGCAGCUUCACUAUGCGGAGGUUUUAAACCCGACCGACUAGUUCACAGGCUCCGCUCACCGCUUUGGAUUCCGUCUCUCCUCGGUGCGAUUUUCUAUUUUUUGGGGAAUUAAAAUAAUCUGUAACCUCCAGGAUGAUCUUUGCAAACACAGGCAACCCCCUGAAGACAGCCAGCCGUAAACAGUCGUACCCCAUGACUCCGUCCAGCCCCAGCAGCUCCAGCACCAGCAGCAGCAGCCUGGAGCAGCUCAGCAAGACCAACCUGUACAUCCGGGGGCUGCCGCCCGCCACCACGGACCUGGACCUGGUCAAGCUCUGCCACCAGUAUGGCAAGAUUCAGUCAGCAAAGGCAAUCCUGGACAAGACAACCAACAAAUGUAAAGGUUACGGCUUCGUGGACUUUGACAGCCCGGCGGCUGCUUUAAAGGCCGUCCACGCUCUGAAGACCAGCGGCAUCCAGGCCCAGAUGGCCAAGCAACAGGAGCAGGACCCGACCAACCUGUACAUCUCCAACCUGCCUCUGGCGGUGGACGAGAAGGAGCUGGAGAACAUGCUGCAGCCCUUCGGCCAGGUCGUGUCCACGCGGAUCCUCCGGGACUACAGCGGCAACAGCCGCGGCGUCGGCUUCGCCAGGAUGGACACCACAGAGCAGUGUAACGCCGUCAUCUCCCACUUCAACGGGAAGUUUAUCAAGAUAGCUUCUGGAGCUCUGGCUCCCUCUCAGCCUCUGCUCUGUAAGUUUGCAGACAGUCAAAGGAAGAAACAUGCUCACAGCGGGUUUGUUCCCAACGGGCAGACGGGAGACCUCAGACUAGGUGCAAUGACUCUGACCUAUGACCCCUCCUCAGCUGCUCUACAGAACGGGUACUACCCGUCUCCGUACCCAGUCAGCAACAGGAUCAUGACUGUGCAGCCGGCCAUGUCUCCCUACAUGUCUCCAGUCUCUGCCUACCAGGUCCAGAGUCAUUCUUGGGUGGCACAUCAACCGUAUAUCAUGCAACACCCGGCUGCUGUGAUGUCUCCCUCUGUGGACCCCUCCAUGUCACUGCACCCUUCAGCCAUGAUUACUCAGCAGAUGGGCCAGCUGUCACUGGGGAACUCUGGAGCGUAUAUUUCAGCCAACCCUGGUGUCCAGGGAGCUUACAUGCCUCAGUAUCCUCCCCUGCAGGCAGCAGCUGAAAACGGCACGCCACAACAAGUGGAUUCUUCCAACAACUCGUCUCCUUACAGUCAACUCAGCAAGUGAUCACAGAUUCCCGCUCUGUGGGCCAGAGGGCAGGUGAGAGGUUGCCGAUGACAUCACAGUGGUAACGGUCACCGCCUUCUCUGAUUGGACCAGAUACGUGAACUUUUUUGCACAGCCCCGACGUUUGUGGUGGGAAAUGAGGACAGUGUAAAUGGACUCAAGCAGUUGGCUAAUCACAGAAAGAAAGAAAGAAAAAAAGAUUUAUUUUGAUAAGAAACAACAUGCUCUUCUUUUUCUCUUUUUCAAGGAUUCUCAAUAAAUGCCAGAGGACCCCCCUCCCCUAUCCUCCCCCCCCUCCCCCAGUCCUCCCCAGUAUGAUGUGAUUUUAAAAUGCAUGAGAUUGAGAUAGUUUCUCCCCUCCCAAGGUUUUUAUGAUUUUAUAGUUCCUUUUUUUUGUGAAAAACCUUGCAAAACCUUGUUUGCACUGAAGUUUAAAGUUUCAGAAUGACUUCAUUUUGGUUUUCAAAGUCUCCACAGAAUAGCUCACAAAAUCAAUUAAUGUUCAACUGCACUAGACAGCUGACACAGGUGACCAUUUCAUUAGGAAAUUAUUGAAUUUAUUAUUGGAAAAGGUGCCUUCCUUACGUCACAUCAAACAUUCUCCAACAUUUUCUCAUCAAACUUGAUCAGGUGUCAUAUUUCUAUCUGAUUGAUCAAACGUGUGUGUGAAAUCAUGGAGGUUUCCUUCGAGUGUUUGGCUAUCGAGUCUUCUGGUAGCAAUAAAGACAAUGAGAGUCCCACGGCAAUACUGAGAGAAAACAGAACGCGGACAGACUCAGAGCAAGCUAAUUCCUUACUUUCCCUCUAUCCUUUUAUAAAAAAUCUUCAAGACGUGACAUGAAAAAUAAGAGCUGUACUUUUAUGAAAUUACAAGUUUUACAGCCAACAUCUUUUCGGAGGGUUUUGUUUUUCUCUUGUGGUCAGUUCGACCAGUGAUCUACCUCAUGGUUCUGCCAGAGUCUGCUGGUGUUGUGGGGUUUGCAGGUAAAGCCCCUUGUUCACCAAAGUGGACAAAGCAGAACACAAGCCACGCUCAGGAGCUGGCUCAAUAGGACUUCUGCCCGUUUUGUCUCCCACAUGCAGCGUUUCUCUUCCUGGUCUGCAAAGAAACAAUGUACUUUGCUUCAUCUUGAUUUGUCAUUGCUUCUGUUCUGGUGUUUCUUUUUCUCAACAUGAUGAGCGUUGUUCGGUUGUGAGGCUCCAUUUUAGAGAUUCAAGCUCAGACGGCUGCAGCUUCUUCUUGAAUAGUUGGUUUACAGUGUGCUUUGAAACAAAUGAAUGCAGGCUACGAGCAUUUAUUCUGUACAUUCUUCUGCCUUUGCCAUUUUAGACAGAUGUUAGAAAACUCACCACUUUCCCUUACCUUUUCUCUUUUUCUUUAAGUAUGGGUUACACUACUGUAAAGCUCUCCGAAAAUAACGAUGACAAUUAGCCAAAGUUUGGUCAUUUGGUCGUACAGCAGCUCAAUAGUGUACAUGCCAAACAAUUUGGAUCUCAAAUUUUGCCUCAUGCGAAAUAAAUGCAACAAUCAUGUGUGAAGAAGUAAAAAACGGCAGUAUUUCAUAAGAAUUAUGAAAUCGCAUGACCAACAGCGUGUUUCAAAUGCUGGCUCGUUCAGAAUAAGAUUUGUAAAUUAUAUGCAUUCAGGGCCAAAAGUGGAAAAUAAGCGAGGUUUAUUGUUUGCUUUGCUUUUUUUCUUUAAAUUGAUGAUUUCUAGUGUAAGAACGUUCCACUACAUGAGACAGAAAUGGUCAGAGCUGAAUGGUCGCGGUGCUUUUCCCCGAUCAAUAGUACUGUAGCAGUAAUGCUCAUCUUCUGACAGUACGAGCAGUAACCUGCUGUUACUGGCCGUACUGUCACAUUCUGAACAUUUGCUGCUGGAAAAAAUGUAAAAAUGAAAAAAAAAAAAAUCUUGUACAUGUUCUCCUCAUUGCUUCCCCGUCACCUUCAACUGAUUCUCAAACAAUCUUCUCCUUGCUCUCUCCUUUGAAAACAUUGGAAUAAAACAAUGCUGAAUAAAAGGCUCUUCUCUUUCUCA
Centropristis striata (black sea bass) is the source of this 3566-nucleotide messenger RNA. RefSeq names its product RNA binding motif, single stranded interacting protein 1a (gene rbms1a). Lineage: Eukaryota; Metazoa; Chordata; Actinopteri; Perciformes; Serranidae. The coding region runs from base 416 to 1528 and encodes 370 amino acids. The record is from RefSeq and is a predicted model, not a curated record. The transcript is spliced from 14 exons. Gene Ontology annotation, cellular component: cytosol; ribonucleoprotein complex. Gene Ontology annotation, molecular function: mRNA binding.